CCCAGAUCCAACUGGCCCGAGAUGGAGGCCGUCGUGGACAUGUUCGCCACCACCGACCGCGAGUGGGGGUCCUGGUCCUCUCCCUCGUCGUCCUAGACCCCGGACGCGGCGGCAUCUGGCUGAGCCACCGGACGCGACGCCGGCUUGUCUUCAUCGUCUUCUCCUUCGUCGUCACCAACCACGACGCCGGCUCUGUCAUCUCUGGCCGCGGGUAAUCCAGCUAUAUCAGCCACCAGCGAUGGUGACGGCGAGGCUAGAGGCCGCCGGAUCCGGGAUCAGGGCGGCGCCCAUCUCGAUCGAGCAGUUCCACCGGGCUCUCCUCUCGCCGCUGCACCGUCUCCAUCGAGAUUUGGUGCUCCUCACCCGACCCACCCCGCUCGUCCCCGCGCUCUUCGUCAUCGGUGACUCCACAUUCGACGUCGGCACCAACAACUACCUCGGCACGCUCGCCCGCGCCGAUCGCGAGCCCUACGGGCGGGACUUCGACACCCACCGCCCCACAGGACGCUUCUCCAAUGGCCGCAUCCCCGUCGACUACCUCGCGGAGAAGAUGGGGCUUCCCUUCGUGCCUACGUACCUGGAGCAGAGCAUGCGCAUCGGCAGCGGCGGUGUUGGCCUCAAGAGAAGGGAGCUGGCGGGGAGGCCUGGGACGUGGGGUGGGCUCUGCCUGCGGCUCGGCCAGGCCGCGCUUGCCGCCGCCUCCCUCGCCGUCAUGUUUAAUCAUGAGGGGCUUUGCUAA
Messenger RNA from Triticum aestivum (bread wheat), 739 nucleotides. RefSeq names its product GDSL esterase/lipase At2g04020-like. The transcript has 3 exons. Bases 239 to 739 code for a protein of 166 amino acids. NCBI's taxonomy places the organism in Eukaryota, Viridiplantae, Streptophyta, Magnoliopsida, Poales, Poaceae. The record is from RefSeq and is a predicted model, not a curated record.